Mercurialis annua (annual mercury) is the source of this 3789-nucleotide messenger RNA. Its product is annotated as pentatricopeptide repeat-containing protein At1g74600, chloroplastic. Gene Ontology annotation, biological process: RNA modification. The record is from RefSeq and is a predicted model, not a curated record. NCBI's taxonomy places the organism in Eukaryota, Viridiplantae, Streptophyta, Magnoliopsida, Malpighiales, Euphorbiaceae. The transcript has 3 exons. The coding region runs from base 47 to 2728 and encodes 893 amino acids. Gene Ontology annotation, molecular function: protein binding; RNA binding.
AUUCUUUUUGCGCACACUGUCCCUCGCUAUGCUUUUACAUAACUAAAUGAAUUCUCUAAUUAUCAAUCAAAAGGCAAUCCCAAUCUCAGUUUCUAAAUUCAUAGCCAUAAUCCAUAACCAUUAUUUUAGUGCUAAAUCCAGCAACAGCUAUGGACAAAAAUAUCCGCCUCCUUUUCUUGAGCCUUAUCAGUUCUUCACCAAAUACAAAAAUUCCAAGCACCAUACUAUCAAAGAAACAAAAAUUAUCCAUACCCACUUGCUUACAACAGCUUUAUUUAACUCUGAUACAUUUGUUGCCAACUCUUUACUUGAUUGGUACUGUAAAGCUGGUGCCUUGCUUGACGCACUGAAACUGUUCGAUACAAUUCCUGAACGAAAUGUUAUUUCUUGGAAUGUUAUGAUUUCUGGGUUUAAUCGUAGUUUAUUGUUUCAAGAUUCUUGGGGAUUCUUUUGUCGGAUGUAUUUUUCGGGUUUUGAACCGAAUGAUAUUACAUAUGGGAGUGUUCUGUCUGCUUGUGCUGGUUUACAAGCUACAAACUUGGGUGAGCAGGUCUAUUCGGUUACGAUAAAGAAUGGAUUUUGUUUCGAUGGUUAUGUUCGUGCUGGAAUGAUUGAUUUGUUUGCAAAAAAUAGUCGGCUUGAAGAUGCUUUAAGGGUGUUUGAUGAUGUAUCAUCAUGUGAAAAUGUGGUUUGUUGGAACUCUAUCAUUUCUGGGGCGGUUAAGAACGGGGAGAAUCGGAUUGCUUUGGAGAUUUUUAAUCAUAUGUGUCGAAGGUUUCUGGUUCCAAACAGUUUUACGUUUUCGAGUAUUUUGACUGCUUGUGCUACUCUUGAGGAAGGUGAAAUUGGGAAAGGAAUUCACGGGUGGUUGAUUAAAUGCUGUGCUAAAGAUAUCUUUGUGGAGACUGCUAUUGUUGAUAUGUAUGCUAAAUGUGGGGAGAUUGGUGAGGCUGUAAAGGAAUUCUCUCGAAUGGACAUUCGCAAUGUAGUAUCGUGGACCGCUAUAAUAUCUGGCUUUGUUAAACGGGGUGAUUCUAUCUCUGCCAUUAAAUUCUUUAAAGAAAUGAGGAAAUUGAACGGAGAAAUAAAUAACUUUACUGUUACUAGUAUAAUUAGUGCAUGUGCCAAACCGGAUUUAAUUAAAGAGGCAAUGCAAAUCCAUUGCUGGAUUCUGAAAAAUGGAUUUUAUACUGAUCCGGUGGUUGGGGCUGCUCUAAUUAAUAUGUAUGCAAAAAUGCAUGCUAUUGGUUUGGCAGAGACGGUGUUUCGAGAAAUGAAAGAUGUAAAGAACCCAGGAAUAUGGGCUAUUAUGAUUUCUUCUUUUGCUCAGAAUCAGAGUUCUGAAAGGGCAAUUGAGAUGUUGCUUAAAAUGCUACAGGAGGGUCUGAGACCAGAUAAGUUUUGUGUAUCUAGUGUCUUGAGUGUUAUAGACUCUUUGUACUUAGGGAAGCAAAUCCAUGGCUACACUCUUAAAACUGGAUUUGUCCUUGAUCUAUCUGUCAGUAGUUCUCUUUUUACGAUGUAUUCAAAGUGCGGUAGUUUUAGGGACUCUCGCAAAGUCUUUGAGCAGAUUCCUGUCAAAGACAAUAUUUCAUGGGCGUCAAUGAUCAGUGGUUGCACAGAGCAUGGCUAUGCAGAUCAAGCUUUUGAGCUUUUUAGAGAAAUGCUGUCUGAAGGAACUAGACCUGAUCAGACGACUCUCUCUGCAAUUUUAAAUGCUUCCUCUAGUAUUCACUCCUUGAGGAAAGGUAAGGAAACUCAUGGUUAUGCUUACCGUGCUCAUAUGGGCACUGAAGCACCACUUGGUCCUGCACUGGUUACUAUGUAUUCUAAAUGUGGUGCUCUUGAAUCAGCAAGGGAAGUAUUUGACAUGCUUGCAGUAAAAGAUCAGGUUUCAAGUUCUUCUUUAGUUUCAGGAUAUGCACAAAAUGGACUACUUGAACAGGCAGUGGAGUUGUUUCAUGAAAUUUUGAAGUCUAAUUUUAUGAUAGACUCUUUCACUAUUUCAUCUGUUCUUGGUGCUAUUGCACUAUUAAACAGGUUGGAUAUCGGAAUUCAACUUCAUUCCUAUCUCACGAAAUUUGGUUUAUAUUCAGAUGUUUCAGUUGGAAGUUCACUUGUUACAAUGUACUCAAAAUGUGGAAGCAUUGAGGAUGGCCUUGCAGCAUUUAAUCAGAUUGACGAGCCUGACUUGAUAAGCUGGACAACAAUGAUUGAUAGUUAUUCUCAGCAUGGAAAAGGAGUAGAGGCUUUAAGAAUCUAUGAGCUAAUGGUGAAACAAGGAAUUAGACCUGAUUCGGUUUCUUUUGCUGGGGUUCUUUCUGCCUGUAGCCAUGCCAAUUUGGUCGAAGAGGGCUAUCUCCAUUUCAAUUCCAUGACCAAAGACUUUGGCAUUGAGCCAAAUAACCGUCACUAUGCUUGUAUGGUUGAUCUUCUCGGUCGUGCAGGUAAACUAAAAGAGGCUGAAAAGUUUAUUGAAAGUAUGCCUAUUGCUCCUGAUGCCUUAGUAUGGGCAACACUGCUUGCUGCUUGCAAACUACAUGGAGAUUUUGAGCUCGGGAGGAGAGCGGCAAAAAAGGUUAUCGAAUUAAACCCGAGCGAUGAUGGAGCUUAUGUCUUGUUAUCAAAUAUCUUUGCAGAUGCAGGGCAGUGGGAGGAAGUCCUCCAGAUUAGAAGCUCGAUGACAGGAGCUGGGGUCAAGAAAGAAGUUGCCUGGAGUUUAAUGUGAAAAGCAAUGUCUUAGGUGGUCUUAUUUUAAGUGGUUUUACAAGAACAGAACAUGCCACUCCAGGAAGAUCAGCCAGGCAAACAGAUGAGUUUUCUGGUGUAUUGUCAAUCAUUGGUUAAGAUAGAAGAUAUGGAUGCAAAUCAGGAUACUUUCAGAAGCAGUUUUGGUGCAUGUAACUUGCCAUCCAUCGCUAUCCUUAAGUUAUCAGAAUUCACUGGGGUUUGGCUGUUCUUGCUUGCUCUUGCCUCAUGGUGUUGGGGGAGCAGAAUUUACAGGGCAUAGGACCUUCAACUGCAGACUAAACUGCAAACAUGCAAGAAGGACUGGAGUAUUGUCCAGUGAUGUACUUUUCCCUGAUUCUAAACCAGGAGACCUUUUAGCAAAUUCAACCUGUUUCCUUUAGAUAAAAGCAAGAUUAUACUGUCAUUUCACAGGAUAUUAUAGGUCACGAAGAGCCGGUCAAGUAAAUACCUCCGAUAAUCUGAAUGGCUCGCCAGUUCAUGUCAUUAUUGAGCUUACCCGUGGCUUGACUAGAUUCAUAAAACUUCCCAUGUCAAUACCUGGAGAGCAUGCACGGGGCCAAUGGAACUGUCUAAACCAAUGUCCUGUUAGUAUUACAGAAUUGCAACUGCUAGAGUCUGAACCAGUAGCACUUCUUCUGCAACAUGAUUAUCACCUUGGCAAGCAUUCCGUAUAAUUAUGUUGACUGCUUAAUCAUCCCCAGAUUCAUCCUGUAAACAAUUACACAGCGGAGUAAAAUAUACAACACAGCAGAAAAGUAAAUUCACAAAAAGAAGAAGUGAAUCAGGACUAACAUUGUUUUCUGCAGUAAAUUAGUCUAGGCCAUUGGAGCUGCAAAGUACGUCGUUCUGGAAACAUAUAAGUCGGGGUCCAUGUUCAAUUUUCAUUUAACUAAUGUAUAAAAGUCCCCUCUUGUCCAUCAAGAAUGUAAUCUGCGUGCUCUUUUAUAAGUCAUGCUAAAACCUUCUUGGAAUCUUUCUUCUUUUGUAACUUUUUAUCUCUAAUGCCGUCAUAAAGAAGUUCAUAUGCAUAAUAUGUUA